This is a messenger RNA of Prosopis cineraria, 1444 nucleotides long. Its product is annotated as gibberellin 3-beta-dioxygenase 1-like. The record is from RefSeq and is a predicted model, not a curated record. Gene Ontology annotation, biological process: response to light stimulus; gibberellin biosynthetic process. Bases 119 to 1219 code for a protein of 366 amino acids. The transcript is spliced from 2 exons. Gene Ontology annotation, molecular function: gibberellin 3-beta-dioxygenase activity. Lineage: Eukaryota; Viridiplantae; Streptophyta; Magnoliopsida; Fabales; Fabaceae.
UUUGCAAGUACUUCUUCCACUACCAACUGUUUCCCACUCAUUUCAUCAUCACCCUGCUCUCUCAUCUCUCAUCUCUCUCUCUCUCAUUAUCUUCGUUUCUUCUUCCUCUUCUAUUACUAUGCCUUCUCUCUCUGACGCCUUUCGAAGCCACCCUGUGUUCGCUCACCACAAGCACCCUGACUUCACUUCCCUUCAGGAGCUUCCCGAUUCCUACGCAUGGUCUUCUUCCGCCUCCGCCGCUGUCGAUUCCCUCCACCGUGUCCCCGUCGUUGAUCUUGAUGACCCUAAUGCCUUUUCUUUCAUUGGCCGUGCAUGCAAAUCUUGGGGCGUUUUUCAGGUCGUCAACCACGGCGUCCCCUCCGGCCUCCUCCGUGACAUUGAACUCGCCGGUAAGGCCCUCUUCUCUCUUCCUCCCUCUCACAAGCUCCGAGCCGCUCGCUCCCCUGACGGCGUCUCUGGCUAUGGCCGCGCUCGCAUCUCCUCCUUCUUCCCCAAGCUCAUGUGGUCCGAAGGCUUCACUAUUGUUGGAUCCCCUCUCCACCAUUUUCGCCAACUCUGGCCUGAUGAUUACACUAAAUACUGCGAUGUUGUCAAGAGAUAUGAAGAAGCGAUGGAAAAGUUAGCGGGAAAGCUAAUGUGGCUCCUCAUGGCCUCUCUGGGUAUAUCAAAAGACGACAUCCAAUGGGCCGGGCCAAGAGCUGAUUUCACCGGGGCUUCUGCCGCUUUGCAAUUGAACUCCUACCCGACUUGCCCGGACCCGGAUCGGGCCAUGGGCCUUGCGGCUCACACCGACUCCACCCUCCUGACUAUUUUACACCAAAACAACAUUAGCGGGUUGCAAGUUUUUCGAGAAGGCACGGGGUGGGUGAUGGUGCCACCACUUGCUGGUGCGCUUGUGGUGAACAUCGGCGAUCUCCUCCACAUUUUAUCGAACGGCUUAUAUCCGAGUGUGCUCCACCGGGCAGUAGUGAACCGGACCCGGCAGAGGUUCUCUGUGGCGUAUUUAUAUGGGCCCCCAGGGAAUGUGAAGAUCUCACCACAUGCGAAGCUAGUGGGCCCAAGUCGGCCUGCAUUGUAUAGGCCGGUGACGUGGAACGAGUACCUUGGGACCAAGGCAAAGCAUUUCAACGAAGCACUAUCGCGUGUGGAGGUUUGUGCGCCUAAGAGCGGAUUGUUUGAUGUAACCGAGACUCACAACAGUAGCGUGCAAGUGGGCUAGAAACUUCUGAACUGAAAGUAAAAUUUGGAAUGUUGUAUUGGUGUUGAAUUAUAUGGGUAGUGUUUGUGUGAGCUAAUAAUAAGCCAUAUAUUGUAUUUAGCAUUAUUGGAAGAGAAAAGGGCAAAAACAAAAUGAAGCACUAAUUAUAAAUAGGAUUGACUGAAUAUGAAGGAAUUAAUUGGUCAUGGUCGGGCUAUCAAUUUGGUUGGCUCAAAACGAGAAGGG